UAUGUUUGCGGGUACCAAGCUGCGGCUGCAGCAUGUUACUUCUCUUAAUCCCUCUCCGCUGUUGACCGUGACAGCCCCGUGCAGUGGCCCCAAAAUGUACGGUGAUGGGGAGGGCACCGUGUGGGACCGGGUCGGGCGGCCCCAUCGGGACUGUAUGUGCUAUCUUGGACCUCCGACAAACUUGAUGCCGCUCGGGAUGCGCAAGUCGCCCGAAGUGAGCCCCAGAAGGCUUUCGGACAUCAGCCCUCAGCUCAGACAACUCAAGUACCUUGUAGUGGACGAGGCCAUCAAAGAAGACCUCAAGUCUUCCCGCUCAGUGGAGGACAUCAACAGUGCAUCCAUAGAAGAGCGAAUACUGCGUAUCACUGGAUAUUAUGGCUACCAGCCUUGGAAUGCCAGCUACAAAAGGGAAGAGCGGCCAAGGGAGCAUGUGGCGCACAGCGGCCCAGACGUGCAGUCGUCGGCGGGCGCGGCGGGUCCGGAAUCGAGCUCCAGCAGGCGGAAGCUGCACUGCUGCAUCCGGAUCACGGCGGUGCAGGUGCGGAAAGCCUUGUGGGGAGUCGCCAUGGUGAUGUGCGUCUGCUCCUCGUGGGCAGGUUCUACCCAGCUGGCCAAGCUGACCUUCAAGCACUUUGAUGCCCCCUUCACCCUCACUUGGUUUGCCACCACCUGGAACUGCCUCUUCUUCCCGCUCUACUACGUCGGGCACCUGUGCAAGAGUCCGGAAAGGCAAACGGCCAGACACAGAUUAAGGGAGUGUUGUCGCUUUUUCGGGGACGACGGGCUGACCCCCAAGGUGUUCUUCACCAAGGUGGCCCCUUUCGGCCUGUUGUGGAUCCUCACCAACUACUUGUACCUGCAGGCCCUCAGGAAGAUCAACACAACAGACGUGUCAGCGCUCUUUUGUUGUAACAAGGCCUUCGUCUUCCUGCUCUCAUGGAUUGUGCUAAGAGACCGCUUCAUGGGCGUCAGGAUAGUGGCGGCCAUAUUGGCCAUUGCAGGCAUCGUCAUGAUGACCUACGCUGAUGGUUUCCACAGUCACUCGGUCAUUGGCAUCACUCUGGUUGUUACUUCAGCAUCCAUGUCUGCACUAUACAAGGUUCUCUUCAAGAUGGUCCUCGGCAGUGCCAAAUUCGGGGAGGCUGCACUUUUUCUGACUAUUGUGGGAGGUGCCAACUUUGUUUUUAUCAGCAUUGUGCCCAUCGUCCUAUAUUUUACCCGAGUUGAGUACAUUGAAUCGGCAGGCGACAUCCCCUGGGGCUACUUCUGUGGGGUUGCAGCACUGCUUUUAGCUUUCAACAUCCUGGUCAACUUCGGCAUCGCCAUAACAUAUCCAACAUCUAUCUCCCUUGGCAUCGUCCUAAGUGUUCCUGUCAAUGCCAUGGUGGACUUCUUCACGUGUGAGAUUAAUUUCAACACGGUGCGCCUCUUUGCCGUCUCCAUCAUCUGUCUGGGCUUUCUCAUGCUGCUCCUUCCGGAGGACUGGGACCAGUGCAUCAUCCGCCUCAGCACCAAGCUACGCAAACGUGACGAGCCGGCCGAGGGCAGCGCCGAAGCAGGGGCCUCCACGGGACUCAACUGGAGGGGCCGAGCCAGGACCUCCAUGGCAACAUUUUCACACUGAUUGGGACCAUGUGGUCGGAGCUGGAUGGAAUGUUUAAGGGCCUCUAUUGACGCAGCCUCCUCGGCUGCGAACGUUUGGACCAGGAAGAGAGGUUAUACCAUCACUCAGUUGAUGCAUGGAUGCAAAUCAGAUGUACCCUCCUUACCUAAAUAUAAUCAGGUAUUAGACAAAGUUAAAGCUGUACCUGUCAUGAAUUUUUCCAAUGGUCACCUUCACCUGAGAAGACUUGCCAACUUAAUUGGAGAAGAAAGUCAGUACCAUGUGGACUUGGCUGUCUUAAAACAAAACACAUGCUUAAAAAUCCAAAGAAGAAUGCCUACAAAUGCAGGAGGCCCCAAGUGGCAUCCCUCAGUCAUUCUUCCUUCUUUGCACUGGUUAACAGCUUGUAGUUCACACCUGCCGACCCGAUGUACUCCUGUGGUGUGAACAGGCCCGUGUGGACAUGCGAGGCUCAGUGUGAGCUCGACAUGCUUUUACUGAACCUCGCUCCAUCCCAAGCCUUUUUUGGACCUCUCUGAUUGGCUUCCUGCAUUCAUGUGCUCUCUCUCUCGGGGCAAAGCGGGAACUCCUGUCAAAGUGGAAGUGGCGACACCCACCGCUCUGGCAGUGGAGAGCUCUGAAAAGUAAAAUGUGCAAUGCAUGAUUAGCUUGGCUUAUCAUGACGAGAGACUGCUUUCAGUUCAGCUGAUUUGCUAAAGAUUACUGUCAGUUUAAGUAUCGUAACCUGUGGUUAAAAGCAAUUAGGUUCACUGUGAAUGGAACUACACUGAGCCCCCCCCCAAUGGGUCUCUGUCAUUUAACUCAUACACAGUUGAGUCAUAUGAAGCAAAUUCCAACUUGAUAAAGCGCUAUUUAAGUGCAGUCCAUUUACCCUCCCAUUUUUAUAAACAGUUGGUAAGUUUUCAAAUUUCCCACUCACUGGACCCUUCAUGAAGUACACAAAGCACAAUAAAAUUAGAUCCAAUCAGGAGUUGUAGCAAAGGUUGACA
Molecule: messenger RNA, 2613 nt
Organism: Syngnathus acus (greater pipefish)
Lineage: Eukaryota; Metazoa; Chordata; Actinopteri; Syngnathiformes; Syngnathidae
Gene: slc35f3b
Product: solute carrier family 35 member F3b
Exons: 8
Coding region: 2-1624 (540 amino acids)
Cellular component (GO): membrane
Source: RefSeq, a predicted model, not a curated record